AUGAAAGGGAGUUCGCCCAUUUUCGAACAGGACUUGAUCCACGAGGACAGCUGUCUCAGCGACUCAACCAUUCUGGCCACCGAGAUUAGCGGUGUAAAAGCCGAGUACGAUUGCUUUGGCGGUGCCAGGGCGUACUGUUGCGAGCCUCCCAAUGACGAUGAUCCCUUUGUACCAAACCAGAACAAGAAGUUCCAUUGCUCUUCGAGAAUUACACAGAGAACCGACGUGCCCGCCACGAUUUCGCGCCCAAAACUGAGCGACACGUUCACCUACAUGAAACAAUCUCUUGAGCUCGAGGCCUCCCACCCCCGGUCUUUGUAA
Molecule: messenger RNA, 321 nt
Organism: Colletotrichum gloeosporioides
Lineage: Eukaryota; Fungi; Ascomycota; Sordariomycetes; Glomerellales; Glomerellaceae
Exons: 2
Coding region: 1-321 (106 amino acids)
Source: RefSeq, a predicted model, not a curated record